AGUAGUCACUUAUGAGGCUGUGACAUCAAGAUUGAGAUCAAGCCGACCUCCUCCUUUCAAGAUCAAGAUUUGUUGUGUUCUUUCGAGGCGGCAAAUUUCCGCGUCCCCAUUUCCACCCAGCUCCAGAAGUGUCCAGAGAGGCAAGACACAAGGACUGGAACAUGUCACACGGAAAGAUGCUGAAACGAGGUCCCAGUAUCUACAAUACUCUGCCCAAGGUGAUAGCUGAGAGGUCAGCCAGCAUCAUUGACCUUCCAGAUAAUGAUAUGGAUCAAGGACCUUUCAAGGAGCAGCUCAAAGAAUUUGUUGAAUCACAUGUUCCCAGGAGUGACAAACAUGAAGUCUAUGAUGAGCUGAGAAAAGGAUUCUUAUUGAUGGAGAAGAAAGCAAGAAUACGGCCACACAAGUCCCUCAGGCAACCAGAGAAGAAACAGCAUCAAGCCCCAUCUCACAGGGGCAAGAAGCGCCUCACAGGUCAGGAGAGGCGGGAUUUGGGCCUCCACCGUGUCGACAAAUUCAACAAGACCUUCAAGAUGUUCAUUCCUAUACAUGAUUUAUGGAAGAGCUAUGCCCAGGAGCUGCUCCAUAUCAGCCACUUUAUAGAGAGUGGCUGGAAAGGGGAUGCCAGGGACUCCAAAACUGAAACCCUCCAAAACAGAGUCAGGAAGAUAGACUACUUUGGCUGCUUUCUCCGUGUUACUCGAUCUCGGUGCUCUGAAUACAUAGGGAUCCAAGGGAUUGUUAUCAGGGAGACAAAGAACACCUUUGUAAUGGUGUGUCCAGACAACAGUGUAAAAACCAUCCCCAAAAUGCACAGUGAAUUCAGCUUUGUGGUGGAGGGUGUUGGCUUCUCCAUCAUGGGGAAUCACUUGCAUCAGCGACCGGCAGCAAGAGCCAAACACAACUUCAAGAAGUUAUGUCUUUGGUUGUGAUAUAUUGGAUUCUCAUGUUAUUGACCUUAGAUGUGAAAAGAUCAUGUAAAGAAGAGUAACAAGCAUUGCAGCGUUUCUU
Messenger RNA from Eriocheir sinensis (Chinese mitten crab), 1011 nucleotides. It is a transcript of the gene Pop4, whose product is annotated as ribonuclease P protein subunit p29-like. Gene Ontology annotation, molecular function: ribonuclease P RNA binding. NCBI's taxonomy places the organism in Eukaryota, Metazoa, Arthropoda, Malacostraca, Decapoda, Varunidae. Gene Ontology annotation, biological process: tRNA 5'-leader removal; rRNA processing. Bases 162 to 932 code for a protein of 256 amino acids. The record is from RefSeq and is a predicted model, not a curated record. Gene Ontology annotation, cellular component: ribonuclease MRP complex; ribonuclease P complex. The transcript is spliced from 3 exons.